AUGCUGCCGUCGUACUCCCCCAAAGGCCGCAAGCGCUCGCAGCAGCUGCAGCUCUGGAAGCGCGUGGGGAUCGCCGGCGGCCUCUUCAUCCUGGCGCUGUUCCUCUGGGUGCAGUACACCAUCCUCACCACCAACUUGGGCGGCAUCCCGGCGCACGUCGGAGAGCUGCAGGGCGCCACGCAGCAGGACUCGCAGCACCCAGACACUAAUGAGCAGGCGCAUCUUCGAGGCAAUGAGCAUCACGCGGGUCCGGCAGCAGCAGUGGGGAAGGAAGGAGGCGACACGGAAGCAGUAAAUCACGCUGCGGGCGCAGGUGGAGGCGGUGGCACCAUGGAAGAGAUGCUGGCGGACGAGGAAGUCGCCGACGUGGUCGAUCCCGACAUGACUGUUACCGCCGUUCCCUCCGACCAGCAAGAGGCUCGGCGUCUGGCCGUACGCAAGGCCAUGAAGUUUGCGUGGGGCAAUUACGAGGAGCACGCGUUCGGCGGAGACGAGGUCGACCCAGUAAACGGCUGGAAGCUCAGUAAUGUGUGGGGCGACAUUGCCUGCUCGCUGGUGGACGGCAUCGACACGCUCUGGAUCAUGGACUUGAAGGAUGAGUUCCAGCGUGCCAGAGACUACGUUGCCAACCAGCUUGACUUCUCACAUUUAGGACGCGACGGCAACAAGGUCUCGGUCUUUGAAACGAUCAUCCGCGAAGUGGGCGGUCUCUUGAGCGCCUUCGACUUGUCUGGCGAUAUCAUCUUUAAGCAAAAGGCCAAGGAGCUUAUGGACCUUCUUACAGCUGCUUACGACGAGAAGGAGGGUGUGUUUUACACACUGUUGAACCCGUACACCAAGGAGAAAAGCUUCGCUGCGUGGGCUGGCUAUCGGGCUCACAUUGCAGACAUCGGUACGCUCCAGCUAGAAACACGGUAUCUGUCAGACAUCACGGGUGACCCGAAAUAUGCCGAGAUGGGCGACGCUUUCUAUCAGAUCUUAAAGCGCGAAGGCUCAUACAAGAAGACGGGUUUGUUUCCGGUGCACUUCAAUGCUGGUCGCGGGAAGUUCGACGCUGGAGGAAGCGUGAUCACACUAGGUGCGCUGGGCGACUCAUUUUAUGAGUAUUUGUUGAAAGUGUACAUCUACAGUGGAAAGCGAGAGGAGGACGAGUAUCUGCGUCAAUUGUACGACGACGCUGUGAGAGGAAUGGAAGAGCAUCUACUCUACUAUUCCAUUCCAGACGACCUCUACUUUUUGCAGGAACUUAAGGUGCCAUCUUUUUCGGCUGUUCAGCGCAUGGAUCAUCUCCUAUGCUUUGUGCCGGGACUCUUAGCGCUUGGAACGCUAUCGGAAACAGAGGAUCACGCGAAGAACGCUAAGCACCUUGAGCUGGCCGAGAAGCUCAUGGAGACCUGCUACCAGUUCUAUCACCGUCAGCCGACGGGCCUAUCGCCGGAUAUUGUGAGCUUCCCGAAGAUGCGGGUAAUUGACCCCAAGUAUCGCCUUCGGCCGGAGACGAUCGAGAGCCUAUUCUACCUCUAUCGCGUUACCAAGAACCCCAAGUAUCGCGAGUUCGGCUGGGAAAUCUUCGAGGCGCUCGAAGCCCACGCCAAAGUCAAGCACGGCUACGGUGCCAUCCUGGACGUCACAAAAUUGCCGGCGCAGGCGGAGAACAAGAUGGAGAGCUUCUUCCUGGCGGAGACGCUCAAGUACCAUUACUUGCUGCAGGCGCCUGAGAGUCUCAUUCCGCUCGACAAGUACGUCUUCAACACGGAGGCGCACCCACUGCGCAUCCUCAGGCAAGAAGAACAACAGCGUCUCGGUGCGUUGACGCCGGCGCUGGCAGAGACCAAGGCACGGUCUCAGCGAGGCCCAGGCUUGGUCUCCGUUCGCCCGCUCGACGGCAGCCAUCGCCUCCCGACAGCCAAGCCUGCGAUGCUGCCGCUGUCGCCACGCCCACAGCAGCCGCGGUGGCAGGCGGCCCAAUGUUUCGCGCAAAUGUUUGCGGGCGACACUGCCAGCGCACUUGGCGGCCCGCCAAGCGCGCUCCGUCUUCGUGCAGCCCGAUCCGACUUCAUUUCAGCGCGCGAACUGAACCGACACAAACUUCGCACAGCUAUGAACGCGGACUAA
This is a messenger RNA of Phytophthora sojae, 2115 nucleotides long. RefSeq lists its product as hypothetical. The record is from RefSeq and is a predicted model, not a curated record. The transcript has 5 exons. Gene Ontology annotation, biological process: carbohydrate metabolic process; N-glycan processing. Gene Ontology annotation, cellular component: Golgi membrane; endoplasmic reticulum. The coding region runs from base 1 to 2115 and encodes 704 amino acids. Gene Ontology annotation, molecular function: calcium ion binding; mannosyl-oligosaccharide 1,2-alpha-mannosidase activity. Lineage: Eukaryota; Oomycota; Peronosporomycetes; Peronosporales; Peronosporaceae.